Caenorhabditis angaria is the source of this 1923-nucleotide messenger RNA. The record is from the annotation of a GenBank genome assembly. NCBI's taxonomy places the organism in Eukaryota, Metazoa, Nematoda, Chromadorea, Rhabditida, Rhabditidae.
AUGUUGGUCUGCUGGAUUUUAUUAAUAUCCGCAAUUCUACUCGAUGCUGACAGUUUGCCGGGAUGCCAUCCAAUUUCAACAACAACCAAAUAUCAAGAUGCACUUUUUGUAUUUGUUUAUGACAGAACAUCCGACGCGUCUAUAGUGAGUUGGAAGAAUUAAUUGAUUAACUAAUUAAUUAAUUAAUUAUUUAUAGUCGGAUGCAAAGCGCUACAUUUUCAAACAAAUAUCGUGUCACAUUCCAAGAGCCGAUAAUCUUGUUUUUUAUGUUUUGGAAUACGCAAAAAUGCAAGGAAGGACAGUUUCGGAGACGGGUUUUGUGGAUAGCGACGGAGCCGCGGACGAACUUGAGACGGCUUACAAAACAGGUAAAAACUUGAUUAGAUAACACGUAAAUUUGAGAGAGAGAGACAGAGAAAUCAGACGUUAGAGACGCAGAGAAGCCAUAAAAUUAGAUAUCAGUUUGAGUCUGGAAUGAUAAUUUUCAGAUGAAUUGUUUUCAUUUUUCAUGACUUUUUUCAUGAAAUUUUCAAGUUUUUUCACCCCCAUCUUCGAAAUUUUCCAAAAGUUCAGAAAUUUGUCUAGAAACAACCAUGUCUAAUUCUCUGCGUCUCUAACUUCCCGCCUGUCUGACCUCUCUCAAUUCUACAUGCUCUCUAAUCAAACGAAGUGGUACUAGGUAUAGUUGGACAUCGAUUAAAUGAGAUUUUCAGAUUUUUUAAGCAAAUGAGUUGAAAUAUUGGGUUCUAAUGUUAUUCAUAUGAUAUAAUGGUCUAAGACGAACAGAAUGAUAUAAAUUUUGAUGAAUUUACGUUAAUCAUAAGUGAUUUAGCGAUGUUUAGUCGAUAUUUAGUCGAUAAGGUCGCUAAAUCACUUAUGGAUAACAUAAAUUCAUCAAAAUUCAUAUCAUUCUGUUCGUCUUAGACCAUUCUAUCAUAUGAAUAACAUUAGAACCCAAUAUUUCAACUCAUUUGCUUAAAAAAUCUGAAAAUCUCAUUUAAUCGAUGUCCAAAUAUACCUAAUACCACUUCGUUUGAUUAGAGAGCAUGUAGAAUUGACAGUGGUCAGACAGGUGGAAAGUUAGAGACGCAGAGAAACCAGACAAUUAGACAUGGUUGUUUCUAGGAAAUUCUGAAAUUUGGGAAAAUUUCGAUGGUGGAGUGGAAAAGCUUGGAAAUUUUAUGAAAAAGUCAAGAAAUCCAAAAAAUUUGAAAUUUUCGGUCAAAAAUCGAUUUAUCUGAAAAUUAUCAUUCCAUACUCGAACUGAUAUCUAAUUGUAUGGCUUCUCUGAGUCUCUCAAUUCUACAUGCUCUCUAAUCAAGCGAAACGAGUGAAAUCUUAAAAAUAUUUAUUGCUUAUAGGUAGUGAGGACCCGCUACCAUGUGAACGAUACAACAAAACCAUCCACGAAUUCAAAAACUACGAAAAGGUGAAAAAUCACAAAAACAUCAAAUACAUCAUGUUCUUUCAAACCAGCAGUGCUUGUCUCAACAAUUUGGUUGUCGCUGAAGAAAAUAGACACAUUAUAUUUUAUCACAAACCAGCUGAAUUCUUAUUGUUGGAUAAAAAUGGAAUUUUGAAAAUCGAUAGGUCUGCGAAGAAUGCAACGGAUGGUUUGGUUAAAUUUGUGGAUCGAAUGUGAGAGUUAGAAAACUAAAACUAAAACAAGCCUGAAAUAAUUUCAGAAUAGCUAAAAACCUUAUUGCAAUUCAAGAACCCGUCACAUCGACUGCGAUUCCUCGAAAAGAAGAAGAAAAAACUAAAGAAGUCGAAACUCCCAUUGAAACUUGGAUUUUUGGAAGUUUCGAUGUUAUUUUGUUCUGCGCACUUCUUGCUUCAACAAUUUUUAUAUUUUUGAAAAAACGGAAAAUGAAGCCCAACCUUCAAAGUUCUAAGAAAACCUCCAGUUUUUCGAAAAAAUGA